This is a messenger RNA of Frankliniella occidentalis (western flower thrips), 5868 nucleotides long. RefSeq names its product CD2-associated protein (gene cindr). Lineage: Eukaryota; Metazoa; Arthropoda; Insecta; Thysanoptera; Thripidae. The transcript has 13 exons. Gene Ontology annotation, molecular function: protein binding. Bases 12 to 2435 code for a protein of 807 amino acids. The record is from RefSeq and is a predicted model, not a curated record.
UUCGCUGGCAAAUGUCUCCAACCAUGAUCCCUACCUUCACGGCGUGUCCACGUGUGCCCACAGGUAGCCAAGGCCUGCCCAGUACCGGGGGAGCACUUCGGCUUCGAGAAGCCCGACGAGGACGGUUCGCCCGCAUUACUUUUCCCUUUUUUUCCAUGAUUAUUAUUUCUUUAUUAUUAAUUUUUGUCGCUCCAUUAUUACCUCUGUGCACUCAUGUGCUGGGCACUCCAGCGCUCGGACCCUGCGACCCCCCGCUCCUCCCGGUAGGCCUCUGGACCGGGAUGCCGACGACGGUCCCCACGUCCACGUCCACCUCGGCCACGACGUCGUCGUCGAUCUCGAGCUCACCGGCCUCCUCAGGACGCAGCAAUCUCACCAUGGAGGCAGUGGUGGAGUUUGACUACUCAGCUCAGGAAGUUGAUGAAUUAACUAUCCGCAAAGGCGAUGUCAUUACUGACAUUCGUAUGCAGCCUGGUGGAUGGUGGGAAGGAUGCGUGCAUGGCCGGAGAGGAAUGUUUCCUGACAAUUUUGUAAAGGUUCGGAAUAAAUCAAACAGUAAUUCUAGUAAAGAAACAAUGGCAAACAAUGAAGUUCAGUUAAGAGCAAGCAGCGGUAGGAGAUGUAAAGUUCUUUUUAGUUACCAGCCUGCAAAUGAUGACGAAUUGGAACUUCAAGUAAAUGAUGUGAUUGAGGUUUUAGACGAGGUGGAAGAGGGUUGGUGGCGAGGCAAGCUCAGAAACAGGAUGGGAGUUUUCCCGUCAAACUUUGUGACAGAAGUAACUGAAAAACAGGCUAAUGGAGGUCCGGGUAGCCGGAAGACAUCAGCAACACAACCCCCACCUCUUUCUAUGGUUCGCAAGGAAGAAAUUUCAGUAAUACCACCAGUGGAAAAAGUUAAAGGUGUCAUUAUGAGUGAGACUGAUUCACCUGCAUCCCCAACGGGCCCAGACUCAGGAAAUCCUAAGGCAAUUGAUGUAGAUGCUCCUCUUCUCCCACCUAAACCGGUGAAAGAGCUGUGUAAAGUUCUGUACCCAUAUGAGGCAGCCAAUGAAGAUGAAUUAAAUUUGAAAGAAGGCGACAUUGUUACUAUUGUAACCAAAGAUGUCCAAGAUAAGGGAUGGUGGAAGGGAGAACUUCGUGGUCAUAUUGGCCUUUUUCCUGACAAUUUUGUUGUUGCACUACCCCCAGAGGAGACACCACAAGCAAAGAAACCAGAGAGACCGCCUCCUGCCAAGUCAGUAACAUCAGUUUCCUCCAUCAAAUCUACUGAUAGCUUUUCUAAAAGCAUUAAUUCUACUGGGAAGAAAACUUCUGAAAACAGUUCCAAACCAGAUGAGAAAGCCCCUCCAGUGCUCAGCAAGAAACCAGCCCUGCCCCCAGCAUCUAAAAAACCACAGUUACGAACCCCAACACCCUCUGUUCCACCACCAAUCAAUCCUGUCACAGCAUCAAAGCGAGGAGGUACUGAAGUAGCUGACAGUCCUGAGCAAAGGCUAAAUGAUCUUGUAGAUGGCACCGCAAGUAGUAAAAUUAAAAUUACAAGCCCUGCAUCUGCAGAUACCGACUUUGAUGGUGUGGAGAGAGGAGCUAUGUUAACGCAUCCAACAGCUUCUCGUGCCAAAGCGCCGCGUAGACGUUUGCCUACCGGCAUGCUCAACAAGGAAGUGGAGCCAGCAGGUGGUAUGACAAAUGGCAAUGGGGAAAGCCAUAACCAUUCAGUGGAAAGCAAUUUCUCACUUGACGAAUGUGAUAGAGAAAAUGGUUUUGAAUCUGGCACUCCUGGUUCUGUAAGUAGCGCAUCCAGUGGCACAACUUCAAAUCGCAACAGUAAAGAAUGGGAGAAAAACAAAGCUCCUUGGAUGGCUGAAUUAAUAAUGAAUCAAGCAGCCAAAAAAUCCCAGGGAGUUAAAACACCUCCAGCUCCAAGUCCACCUAAACCAGAUUCAGCACGAAUUAAAAAAGAAAUACCAGAUAGUCCAGCAAGCCCUACAUCUCCAGAACCCCCAAAGAUAAAUGCUGUCACUGUCCGUCAGAACUCGGCUACAAACAAUUCCACAAAUCAUGUAUCAAAUAUUCCAUCUUCAGUAUCAGCAGCUUCUCGCCCACAAUCUGUUCAUGGAGAGAUUCCUGCGAAUCGGUUAUCAGGAACAGGAAGUCGCCCUAACUCAAUGUAUGCACCUGCAGCCAAUGACAAAAAUUCAACUCCAUCUAGUAAUUCUAUUGCUGCAAGUAUUGCUGCGAGUACUGCUGGUGGUACAGUUCCCAUGAAACAAUUUUUGGAACUUGUUGAUAAGGUGUCAAAGCUGGAAAGUCAUUGUGACCUCCUCAAGCGCACUGUCACAGAGCUAAGCUUGCAAUUAAAAGAGGAAAAGGAGAAGCGAUUUCAAAUGCAGCAGGAGAUAGUUAAACUUACUGAUCUUGUGACCCAAGUUUAACAUUGGUUAAAAUCAUAGUGUUUUUUUUCACCAAAUUUGUUUGUCACAUGUUAAUUUAAAUUCUUAUGCACUAAUAUCAGUAAUUGUGGACACUCAAUUAAAUAUAUUUUUGUCCAGUGCUUUCUUUAUUGUUGAUAAUUUGUGUAUAAUGAAACAAGAGUCAAAUGAAGGAGGGAUUACUGUUUUUCUUUCUUUUUGGGUGUGCAACCGUGAUUGUUGUUUGUUCAUCAAACUUCAUGGUAAUCAAUCUCACUGAAAACUCUUUUUCAACAUCGCAUUCAAGUAUCUCUCCUUCAGUUGACUCUUGAAGUUGCAAUGUCUUUGAGAACUUUGUUCUGUGUACAUUCAGUGUACCUAUUUUGAUAAACAUUGCUCCAAUUUCUACAAGUAGGCUAAUUGGACCCUACAUACAUAAAUAUUGUUUGUUUUAUUCUAUCAAUCUAAUGUUGCUAGCUGAUUCUCUCAGCUCUUGAGUACUUACAGUUUUUCUAGUCUUUCAAAUACUUUUUUCAUCAAGCAUUCCUGAACAAUCGUGUUUGUUCUUUCUUUAUCAUUGUAUUUUAAAAUGUAACCAUGUUUUGAUCAAAUUUUAUCACCUUUGACUAUAUGCUCAAUUAAUCACAGUGCUAUGAAUGUUAAACUGAAUCAACUGAAUAAUGUAGUCUUACUGGAUGUAAAAGACAAACAAGAAGACUGCCUUGCCCACAUGGAUUUAAGUUACAUCAGAUGUCUGCUUCUCAAAUUCAGACAGAGGUGUCAAGAGAAAUGUGUGCUUUGUUGUUAUUUAUCACUUUAUGAAACACAAAGUAGAUAAUAGCUGUGAUUUCAAGGCAUUCCAAUGACUUUUUCCAUUCUUAUUUAACUGACUGAACAUCGGUUUUCCCAGAUUUUUAAACUUUGAGUGAUGUUUUGUAGUCAUGUGUUUUAUUUAAAUGGUACCAGUUUAUUUUCUGUACCAAUUUAUAUUUGUGUAAUAUAUGUACCUCUUUCCUUAUUCUUUUUCUUCAAAUGUUAUCUGCAUUCCAUUUUGAAUGAAGGCAUGUAACAAGCUUGAAAAGCAUAAAGUCAGACGAUAAAACUUAGCAUAAGCAGAAAUUAUAUUUCUAUUGCAGAGCCCAAUGAUUAAAAGUUUGAAAUUAACUGCACUAAUUCUACAUUUUAUAUCUUGGUUUCAAAUUGAUAAGGUAGUUAUACUUAUGUGCAUUGCCAUCAGGAAGUUCUAUGAUACUUUUUUCACCCAUCAUGCAUUCCAUUUAUGUAUUUCAAUAAUUUAUAUCAGAACUAAUGGUAUAAGGAUAGUUAUGUAUUAGAGAAAUUUUGCCCGGGAACAAAUGGCUCCAAAAUACCAGUGAAUGAUAUUUUAUUUUUUGAUCAUGUUCGUCGAAUUUAGUUGGCUCUGAAACCAACAUGUUUUUGUAGCUAGCCCUUGUAGUUCUUUAAAGUUUUUUUUCUUUCUUUCUAAAAUUUAGACCAAAGUUAAGGUGAUGAAUUUAAUUUUGUUUUAUAUCACUGCCUCCAUUAUUCCUUUAUUUGUUUCUGGCAUCUGCUGGCAAUUGGUUUUAAUUUCAGGUCUUGCUCUUCAAAAGUUUUAACAGUUAAUUAAUGUUAUUAUUUGUCUCAAGUCCCUAUAGUGGUACAAUCAUCCGGCAAGAUGUUACGACAGAGAGUCUAAUGAUCAACUUUCCCAAUUUUGCUUGAACUUUUUUUGUAAUGUACACUUUAGAAGUAUAGAUGUAUUUUUAUAACCCUUGUACAGCUGCUGUCAGACUUCUGCCAUACUUAGUGUACAUGCUUUUUGUUUAAAGGUAUAUACAUAACUAUGCAAACAUAUGAACAUAGUAUAUAAUUUAAAUACUUACGUUUACUGUACAUGGAUAUGUGCUUUCUUGAGAGUAGGGUGUACUCUGUAAUCUAAUCUAUGGUAAUCUUGUAACAACCCAAGAUACUUUUUCAGCUAAGUAAUGUCUCACAAGAGGCUAUCAAAGGGGAACGACGUAGGAUUGGAAUAGUCAUACCUGUUCCAUUUACUUUCCUUAAUCAGUAUUUCUUAUUCUAAGCUGAUAGAUGUCCAGUAUUAAAAGAAACACAUAGUUAAACGUCCUCUUAAUUUCAGUUAUGAAAGAAUGUUGAGUUUAUUGCAACUCACAGUGAACCAGUUUACUCCAGAAAAAAAGCCUGUUUGGAACAAGGGCUUAUUUGUGGCGCUUUUCAAAAUUAAAGUGCUUUAUACAAUGACAGCAAUACUCAACAAGUGUCACUGAUAUGUUGACUACUUCAAAGUUUUGAUUGAGGUUCUCGUGAUGCAUAAUACGAUUCCUUUGUGCAACCUAUUUUAUACUUGGCAUAAUAUUCAGGACUGUAAGACUCAUUCAUUGUAUAUCAUUUAGGACUGAUAUUCUAGAACAACUGGUGCUAUGUUUGUUGCAUUAGAGUGCAGUUUGUUCUCAUGUUCUUAAUUUUACCCUUGAGGUAGAAACCCCUGCAAUAGGUAUUAUGAAUGUGAGUAGAAUGUAAUGUACCAGAAUGCUGGUUAUGACCGACAAGAUUUAAUUUCUUUGCAUUCAUAUUGCCAUUAGUGUAAUCUAAUGUGGAUUUUGUUCAAUGGGAAGCAGUUGUCAAUUCUUGGGCAGCAUGCAUAUUUAUUGGCAAGCAUAUCUAAUUGUGAAUGCAUAUAAAAAGUGUAAAUGAGUUGAAAGCAAAAGCUAUUUUGAAUAUUCUUAGAUUUAUCUGGGGUCCUUAAAAAUUAAAGAAGAGGCUGCCCUUAAUUGACUGCUCAAUUGUAUUGCAUAUAAAAUCAUCGGAUCAUGGUUGACACCAGUGAAUUUGGACUGCUUGUGUAAGGAAGGUAGUAAAAUGUAUGUAGCUAGGAACUCAAUGAAUGAUGAGUGAAAGAUGAAUUCUAAAAUUAAUUUUCUCUGGCCUUAAAAUGCUUCAAGUUGAGUGAAUUCUCAUUCUUCAACCGGUACUUUUCUCAGAAACUCUUGUAAUUUGUUUUAUUGAUUUAAAAAAAUAAAACAUUUCAAUUUUUAUUACGGUCAGGUUGUGACUAUUAGGUAAAAACUAAGUGCCGAGUUAUAAUUAGAAAUAUCAGUUCAGUUCUCAGAACAACAUCAAAUCAUUAAAACUUGCAAUUCCGCAUGCAAUGCAAUAUUCUUUUAUUUUGCUUGGUGGUGAGUAAUUUGGUGCUUCUGCAGUGUUUUUUUUUGUUUAGUUAAAAUUUUUGUUGACUUUUCUCCUAAUGUCAAAGGUUGUGUUUUGCACAUGUCAGUGGACUUGAACAGUCUUCAGGUACUACAUGUAUGCCCUAUACACACUGUCAAUGCCUCAGAUAUCAACUUGUAUGUUUAUCAACAUGCGCUCAUCCGGAGAAAAUCCUUGUAUUUUUGUUGAAUAAAAGUGUGUUGGACUAUUGUUCCAUUUGCAGUGAAAGCAA